Molecule: messenger RNA, 1083 nt
Organism: Thalassophryne amazonica
Lineage: Eukaryota; Metazoa; Chordata; Actinopteri; Batrachoidiformes; Batrachoididae
Exons: 8
Coding region: 5-982 (325 amino acids)
Molecular function (GO): dioxygenase activity
Source: RefSeq, a predicted model, not a curated record
GUGCAUGCACAGCCUUAUCCUUUGUAAAAUGGGCAUCCCACUCGUGGAUUUUAGUGCCUACAGUCUGAGCAAGAAGGAUGUUCCUGAUGAGGAGCUGCAGGUUUUGAUCAAAGAGCUGAAAACUGCUUUUAUGGAAGUUGGUUUUGUUUAUCUGAAGAACACUGGGAUCACUCAGGAGGAGGUGGAUAACGUGAUGAAGAUAUCCAUGGAAUUCUUUCUGCAGCCAGAUGAGCUGAAAAAACCCUUCAGGAGGACAUAUUUUGACAAACAGCCAAACCACGGCUGGGUGCCCAUAGAGGCAGAACGGUUGAAUCCACAGCGACCUGAAGACUUCAAGGAGUUGUUCAAUGUUUCAUCACUUCACCCUGAUGUUAAAUGGCCAUCAGCUGGUGCUCUUGCAGGGUUCCAGGAGAUUCAGACGUCUUACUUCAAUCGCUGUAAAGACCUGAGUCUUCGAGUGCUGAGGUUAAUGGCCCUCAGUCUGGGAAUAGACCCAGAGGUGUUCCUUGGUGCACACCGGUUAAUAGGAACUAAUGGAAACAGUACAACACUGCGCUCACUGUACUACCCACCUGUGAGCAGCGAGCAGAUGAAAGCCAACCAGCUGAGAUGUGGGGAGCAUGCUGAUUAUGGCAGCAUCACCUUGUUGGUCCAGAGCCCUGAGGGAGGCCUGCAGGUCCGAGACCGUUCGGGGAAAUAUGUCCAUGUUCCCACCAUCCCUGGAGCCAUCCUUGUCAACAUCGCUGACCUGAUGCAGCGCUGGACCAGUGACCAGUUUGUUUCCACACUCCACAGAGUAUUGCUCCCCCCUUCUGGAGACUUUGGAACACGUCAGUCAGUGGCUUUCUUUGUGCAUCCGGAUGAUGAAGCCCUGAUAACCUGCUGUGAUGGGUCCAAUAAAUAUCCUCCUAUCACAUCCUAUGACCAUCUGAUGGGGCGCUUCCAACAGAGCUUCUCGAACAUACCUGAAUACACAAACUGAUUCAGCUGUUUUAUCUCAGAAAUAUACUGCAAUGUUGAACUAAAAAUGCAGGUUUAGAUAACAGUUUAAAGCCCUACCAGGAAUGUAUUUGAUUAGAAUGU